GACGGAUGCAGCUGAGUCGCUUUUCAAGCUGCUGUCUCCAGAGGAGAGGAAAUGCAUCCCCAAAGCCUCGGAGUUCCACUUCUGCGUGGUCUCAGCUCGCCGCGCGUCGACGGUCGAAGGUGUCCAGGACAUCUUCAAGGUCCAGUGCCAGUUUGAUGAGGCAGGAGUGGUGCCGACUUGGUACGUGGAUUCCGACAGCGUCAAGGAGUACCGCAAACUUGGCCUGCAGGCAGUCGAAGGCGGGCGCCUCUGCCCUUCGCGCAACAAGGCUCUGAAGGAUGCAAAUCUACUGGGAAAGAUUUGCGUCCAGGCUUCUGACGACAUUUCCGCGUGGGAGUAUCGACAUGGCAAGCGAGCUGCCAGCAGAGAUGAUGCACUGUGCAACGCAGCCUGGGCGAAAGCGAAGCGGUACGUGCUCUCGCCACUCACCGCCGCCCAGUUCAUCGUGGCAAAGAUGAGAGGAGCUCCCCAGCCGAAGCCGAAGCUCGGAGGGGUCUACAUGCUAGGCAGCUGUUCUCGCACCAUGGCCGGCGAGGAGUUCGGAACGAAGCACUUCAUCCUCGGUGAUUUCUUCGUGGUUGACACCGGUUCGAAGGUUCGCUUCGACGAGAACUUGAAUCUGAAGGAAGAUUACGACUUCAGUUGCUCACACAUCCGAGCUCAUGGGGGCGUCAUGCGCUGCAACCGCAUGACCCUGACGGUCAAGCACUACUCGAACAGUGGCGGUGCAUGCUCGAACCGGGACAAGAAGGGCAAGGAGGAGCAGCGCAACAUCGGCAUACUUAUGGACAAAUGGCCGCGGGCCCUACGAUUCAACCCCAAGCGCACCAACGAGGUCAUCAUGAGCUGGCCGGCAGAUGAUGAUGCCGAAGGCAAGCACCAUGAAAAGAGGAAGCCGAGCCAAAGGCCAGGCGCGGGCAAGCCGGGCAAGACCAAGGCCGUGGCGAAGAAGACGAAGGUGACACGGCCGAAGGCGCAUCAUCCCAGCAAUGCCAUCAUCCUGCAGACAGAAAAGAGCAAGGAGGCGAACAACGCACGAAUUAAGCCCUAUGUCGCCAGACGCUGUGGGCGAGUCAGCGGCAAGCGGGUCAGCGAGGUCCUCGGCCGACUGAAGUACACCACAGCAGAAGGAGAGACUCGAACGUACGUGACUAGCGACCUGAGCUACGAUCUUCAGCGGGGCUUUCUGAAGCUUAAGGCUUCGAAAUCUGGUUGA
This is a messenger RNA of Symbiodinium necroappetens, 1216 nucleotides long. Lineage: Eukaryota; Dinophyceae; Suessiales; Symbiodiniaceae. The record is from the annotation of a GenBank genome assembly.